AUGAGUGGAUUGUACAGUCAUGGCAUGAAUGCGCCGGAAGUGCCAGGUUCCAAUAUGAUGGAUCCUGGUUAUCCUGUCUAUGAUGCAGGCUUCGCAGCGCCGUAUCCCAGACUCUCUGGUCCGCCAACCCACUUCGAUGGAGUCGCGUUCUGGUACAACCCAAGCAACAACAACCAACUGUAUGACCGAGAUCCCACCCAUUUCAACAGCCGUGGUGUCGCUCUUCCAGCCACCGCUAUGGAGGCAGCUGCGAUCAAGCACCGGCGAACAAGGAGUGGUUGCUUCACAUGCCGAAGUAGGAGAGUCAAGUGUGAUGAAACCAGGCCUAUAUGUGACAGAUGCAAAAAGGGCAAUCGCGAGUGCGAAUUUCCUCAAGCUUCGACUUCUUCCAAACGAUCUAAAAACUCGGACAGUCGGAGUCCUAAAGAUCAGACGACAAGGAAUGAAAACAAAAAUGAAACUGGCUCAUCCCUACCCACGAUCAAGGAUGAAAGCGAAGAAGAUGAGGACAUGGAAUCUUCAGAUACCGCAGGUCGGCCACCACUAGGGCCAUUGCGAGCCGACAGCACACAGUCUACCGAAUCGACAAUAGACACCAAACCACACAUAGGCAUGUCUCCUACAGGUAGGGAGCAAGCCAGCCCCCAAUCGACAGACAUGUCAGAUAAUCGUUCCCGAGACGAGACCCCGGCUUCAUCGUUACGGACGGUGACAAAUUCAGCCGAGAUGCAGGCCAUUCAUGCGAAAAUAAAGACCCUGAAGCCCGAUCUUCAGAAAUACCUACAAUUUCAGCAAGACUACAUGACUUUCUACCAUUACUUCUAUAAGCUCGACCCGACAGACUUUGUUCACUGUGAGUUCAUCGACCUUGCCCUCAAUUACGAGCCGUUGCUCUACGCCGUGGUUGGGUUUGCUGCUUAUCACUACGAAUUGCGACGACCAAAUCCCAAGCUAUCACAUUUCUUAGGAUACCAUUCUCGCUCGCUUUCUAUGCUCAGGAAAUCACUAGAGAAAAGCUCAAAAGUUACCGAGGCGACGAUUUUGACGGUUUUACAACUUGCCACGUUCGAGGAAUAUAUUGGUGACUGGGUCAAUCUUGUGGGCCAUCAUCGUGCUGCUCAUACAAUGCUUAAGGACCUUUUCACUCCCGAAACUAUCAACGAGACUGAUCUUGGGAGGCGUAUUUUCAGCUGGUAUGCACGUUUAGAUGUCGUCGUUGGACUGAUGGCAGGCAACAAGACGAAAUUAGAAAGACCGUGGUUCGAAGCGAACGAAAAGUGGUACUUCGAGCAGAUGAAUACGGCCGCAGAGAGUGAAACAGACAUCCAGGACACAUUUGCAUACCUUGUCGCAACAAACCGUCUGAUCGGCAUGGAUAUGGCAGCAUUGUACGCCAAGCUACCCAAUCGCGAAAUCGGGGUCGAAGACUUUCAUGCUGAAAACGCCAAAAUUGCUUCUAGAGUCAACGACAUGAAGCUUUUGGUGGAGUCGAAAAAUAACGCACUCUACCGGGUGCAAGAAUUCCCACAGGAGAAAGUCCAUCCUCUGAACGAGACCGACAUUGUCAACCCCUACAUUCCCGGCGGAUUAUUCACAGGUCCACUGUGGCCGCUGAAUCAUAUGUGGCUCGACUGGUACGGGAUCGAGCAGAUGCGGACGUACCAAGUUGCGGCCCUGUUUCAGAACCCGAUGCCGCCUGAACUUGAACAAAUGAGUCUUGAAGAAUGUCGAAUCUAUGAAGCGAUUGACCGGUGGCCAGAAUCGCCGAAUGGUGCCAUCCUAGGCGCACACGCGACACUGGGCCUGGCUCUAGUUUUCCUGCGUAAAGACGAAAAGCACACCAUGUGGGCGAGAAGGAAAGUCGCGGAGGUAGAAAGACAAGGCUACAUAUUUCCAGCCACCUUCCGACGCAAAAUGGCGGAAAUGUGGGGGCUGACCACUGAACAAGUCGGCGAGGAAGAGUCAGUGGAGAACUGGUGGUUACCCAAUGACGAAGGCAACAGUGCGAUGCUCAAAGAACUGCGCCGAGUGGUUGUUGAGAGGCAUGAAAACGACCCGUUGAGCAUGGAGUCGCUUGCCAGCGUUCGCGAUCUCAAGGCUAUAUUCGCCAAGUUGGACAUCCGAACAAAGGGGACGACGAAACCAGGCUCGACCACCACUGACAGCCUCAGCCCACGCAGCGACGCAAGCGCUCCUAAUAGCGAUCGAGGAAGCAACGCCAGUUUCAGCCCGACGAACGCCAGCUUCUCUGACGCACGCAGUAGCAGCACCACAGGAUUUGGGCCCGAACCCAGCACCCAAAGGAGACAGCCAAAACGAGCCAAUUCACGACCUUGA
Messenger RNA from Exophiala aquamarina CBS 119918, 2337 nucleotides. RefSeq lists its product as uncharacterized. Bases 1 to 2337 code for a protein of 778 amino acids. The record is from RefSeq and is a predicted model, not a curated record. Lineage: Eukaryota; Fungi; Ascomycota; Eurotiomycetes; Chaetothyriales; Herpotrichiellaceae. Gene Ontology annotation, cellular component: nucleus. The transcript has 3 exons. Gene Ontology annotation, biological process: positive regulation of transcription by RNA polymerase II. Gene Ontology annotation, molecular function: transcription cis-regulatory region binding; DNA-binding transcription factor activity, RNA polymerase II-specific; zinc ion binding.